Molecule: messenger RNA, 4155 nt
Organism: Panthera uncia (snow leopard)
Lineage: Eukaryota; Metazoa; Chordata; Mammalia; Carnivora; Felidae
Gene: TRIM38
Product: tripartite motif containing 38
Exons: 7
Coding region: 527-1924 (465 amino acids)
Molecular function (GO): zinc ion binding; protein binding
Source: RefSeq, a predicted model, not a curated record
UUCCCCUCCUCCUCCUCCUCCUCCCGGGACUCCGCGGCCCUCCUCCUCCUCCACUUCCUCCCGAGACCCCGCGGCUCUCCUCCUCCUCCUUCCCCUCCUCCUCCUCCUCCUCUUCCUCCCAGGACCCCGCGUCCCUCCUCCUCCUCCCCCCCCCUCCUCCUGGGACUCCGCCGCCCUCUUCCCCCUCUCCCUCCUCCUCCCGGGACUCGGCGGCCCGCUUCCUCCCGGACCUCGCGGGCGCCGCCCCAGACCUCCUUCCGGGACCUCCGGGCCCGCCUCCCACAGCAGUUUCGUUUCAGAGCCCGCGGUCGGCGAAACCGGGCGUCGGGAGGCGGCGGCGGCGGCGGCGGCGGCGGCGGCGGCCCGGGCUGGGCGGGCGUCCGCGGCGGGGGAAGCAGAGAAGACUCCGAGGCGCGUGGAGGCCAGCGCAGGGCACCGCGCCGAGGCUCGGGCGACGUGUACUUCCAUCCCUGUGGAUUUUCAUCUCUGCCUCUCGAUCCGGUAUUGGAGCCUGUCAGGCAGAGCCAUGGCCUGCCCCAUAGUCACCAAGAAGAUGAAGGAGGAAGUCACCUGCGCCAUCUGCCUGCUCCUGAUGGCGGAGCCCGUGAGCAUCAGCUGUGGGCACAGCUACUGCAGACAGUGCAUCAGCGACUUCCUGAAGAACCUGCACCAGGAGGAGCCGUCGCUCAAUGUGUUUUCCUGUCCCCACUGCCGGGCUCCGUUUCAGAUGGCCAGCGUCCGGCCCAACAAGCACCUGGGAAAUCUCAUCGAAGCCAUCAAGGAGAUGGACCAGGAAAUGUCAUGUGAGGAACACGGAGAGUUCCUGCACCUGUUCUGCGAAGACGAAGGCCAGCUCAUCUGCUGGCGCUGUGAGCGGUCACCGCAGCACAAAGGGCACGACACAGCUGUCAUCGAGGACGUGUGCCAAAGCUACAAGGAAAGGCUCCAGAAUGCCCAGACGAACUUGAAGCAGCUGGAAGAGGAGUGUACGAAACAGAAGGUGCUCGCAAGAAAGCAAAUAAGCGAAUGGAAUGAGAAGAUAGAGAGUCAGAAACAAAAAAUCCAGUCUGACUUCAAGAAUCUUCAGAGCUUUUUGCAUGAAGAGGAGAAGUCUUACCUGUGGAGACUGGAGAAAGAAAACAAGCAGACUCUGCAGAGACUGAUGGAUAACGAGGCCACUCUGAAACAGAAGAGCCAAGAACUCAAGAGUCACAUCCUGGAACUAGAGAAGAGAUGUCAGAGCUCAGCCCAGAAGUUGCUGCAGGAUGUGAAAGAGACUUUGCGCAGAAGUUCGGCUGUGAAGCUGGAAACACCAGAGGCCCAUUCUUUGGAGGUUCAUACUGUGUGCAGUGUUUCUGAGCUUUAUUUUGAUAUGAAGAAAAUGUUAAGGAGCUAUCAAGUCAACGUGACUCUGGAUCCAGACACAGCCCAUCAUGAGCUAAUUCUGUCUGAAGAUCGGAGACAAGUGACUCGUGGAUGCUUCCAGGAGAAUCUAGGCAAUUCCUCUAGGAGAUUCACUGUCUUACCCAGUAUCCUGGGCUGUGAAGGCUUCACCUCAGGAAGACAGUACUUUGAAGUAGAUGUAGGAGAAGGAACUGGCUGGGAUUUAGGAGUUUGUUUGGAAAACGUGCAUAGGGACAUUGGCGUGAUACAGUGCCCUCAGUCUGGAUUCUGGGCCAUCAGACUAUGUGUAAAGAAAGGCUACGUAGCGCUCACCUCUCCCCUAACCUCCCUUUAUCUGAGGGAGCAGCCCCUGGUUGUGGGGGUUUUUCUGGACUGCGAUGUCGGGGUUGUAUCCUUUUACAACAUGACCGCUGGCUCCCACAUCUUUACCUUCCCGAGGGCCUCCUUCUCUGAUACUCUCCGGCCCUAUUUCCGGGUUUAUCAACAUUCUCCUUUGUUCCUGCCUCCCCCAGACAAGUAAGGAAAGUAGCAAAACCUUCUGGUUUAGCUAACGUAGAAAAUAUCAUGGAAAUCCCUUGAGGGCAGAAAUUUGGUCUGUUCUUUUCACUGCUGUUGCACUUAGAACUCUGCUGCACUUGUGGCUACUUAAUAAACCUGCUUUGAAUGAAUGGAUGGAAACUGCAGAAAUCCACAGAUGGUCAGCCUGAGCUCGAGGAAAGCAAGAGAAUAGCAAUGAUCACGCAUUGUCUUCUGCAGCCCCUCCGUGGGUUCAGAGCCUGGAUUGACAGGAGUCUCUGGGUGACCCACAGGGUGACCCAGGGCUCGGGGGGUCUGCGUUCUCCCGGUUUGUCGGAUGCCGUAUGAACUCAUGGGUGGGGAGUGAGGGAAAGCUGCAGUUGUGUCUGCCAGCUGCAAGAAAGAGCAGGAAAAUCAAAAUAGCAGUGACGCUUCGAACCGCUGACCUCGGAUUAAUCAUCUGAGCCCUAGGCCCGGAUGAUGGGGCGAGUGCGGAUGCCCACCACGCCUAGCGAGCUCUGUCUGGGCAAUAACAAGUGAAGUGUGAAAAGAAGAAUGAAAUGUGGUCUACGACGAGAUGUUCCGAAUGGAGAGAAAGAAUGAAAACGAAUUUUCUUGGGGGACUCGGUGCACCACCUAGAAAGCCAUCUUCCUUCGUCUUAUCCCUUCUCUAAAAGUCAAUGGUUCCUUUGUUAAGAUGCUGUAAGCCCCAGUGCCAGUCACACCUUUGAGUUCUUCGUCUCCGAGUGCUCCCAUGUGUCUAGGGAAAACUCCAUUUCUCCUCUACCCUCCCACCCCUACCUACCGUGGCUGGAUAGUUCACUUCUCACGACAGGUGCAAUGUCCUACUGUUCAUUUCAAUUCUGACCAGUAACGAAAGUUCAAGCAGACCCCACCGGUUGAGGGCUCAGUCCCGCAAGACUGUCCCCAGCCUCGGAGCCUGCUUGGGAUUUUCUCUCUCCCUCUUUCUCUGCCCUCCCCUGCUCACACUGUCUCUGUCUCUCUCAAAAUAAAUAAAUAAACUUCAAAAAAAAAAAAAAAAGAUACACAGGAUGGGGUCCAAAAACGUUCCUAGUACAGGAGCUUCUGUCCUUAGUGGGGUUGGGGGUAUGUCACCCAGCACGUGGACAUGUUCAUAACCCAGAAGCUUCUCCAAACCCUGUACCUUCGGGAUUUUUAUGGAGGUUCCAUCACAAAGGCACGAUCAGCUGUUACCCGAUUACCAGUCCCCCCUCCCUUCCUUUCCAGAGGGUGGGGCGGAGGCGGGGUAGGUGGGAUGACGCUGGAAGUUCUAAACCAUGGCUUGGUCUUUCUGGUGACCUGCCCCCCGUCCUGGAGCUAUCCAGCAGCCACCCAAAGCUGCUUCGUUAGAACAAGAGACGCUCCUAUCACUCAGCAAGUUCCAAAGGAUUUAGGAGCCGUGUGCCAGGAACUGGGGGCAGUGACCAAUACAUAUAUUUUCUAUGAUCUCACGACACGUUAAUAACUUCUCUUUGUGUCCUGUCUUUUCUUAGUCUAAUUUACGGGACCCUAGUUGGAGAACGUAAGAUAGGAAGAGGGAAGAGAUCCCCCUCCCCCCAAGGAACCCCAGUCGUAUGUGUUCUCUGGCCCCAUCGUCUGAGUGCAUGGACCUAACUUCUGGAGCCUCAGACCCACGGGAUAUUUGAGAGACCACAUCUUUGCGCAGGAUAAGUCACUAAGUCGUCUCUACCUCUAGGUGUCCUGCAGUCCCAUCUUCUCCAUAAGUGUAGUCUUUCCCAGCGUAAUAGAGUACUCUGCUCAGAGAAGUCUAUACCGUGAAACACUUAGACUGCUGAAUAGGAAAGAACAAUGAUAAACAUUCAACUAAGACCUUUUUUUAAAUUAACAAAACAAACCUUUGGAAGCCAUAAGGGUAAUAGAGAUAAAAUGAGAAACUGAUUCAGGUGCAGGCAAGUUCCAGAAAGAAAACAAAGUUCUCGUCCUUAAGGGGAAAAAUGCUACCAUACUGGAUAAAUCAUUGACUAUUCGAAUGCAGAGUUUUAAAAAAGAAAACAGGAAGUAAAAUGGAAUCAAGAGAGCAUAUGCAGGAAAUCCUAGCUUUGAGAGUAAUUUGAAGAAUUGCGUGCAAAUAAAUUUGAAAAUUUUCAGAAAUUACUUUUUAAAAGAAAUCGAAUGACCUAACUGAUUCAAGAAGGGGAAUGAAAAUCGAAACAUUCUAAUACAUGCAAAUGACAUUCAGGAAGUUACAGAAUC